GGUUGACCUGUUUAAACCAAUUCUCCAAGAGAUUCAUCUUCUUGUGGAUAACCAAGUGAGGACCUCUAAGAAAAGAGUGAAGGCACUAUUCUUGGUUGGGGGAUUUGGACAAAAGUCCGUACCCUCGCGAUGCUCUUCCUCAAAAUAUGGAAGUCAUGGCCCCGAUUGAUGGGUGGACUGCAGUUGUUAGAGGCGCUUUGAUGAAAUUCCUCGGGGAGAUAUCUCCUUUAGCGACCAAAGUCUUAGUUGAGUCACGAGUAGCCAGAAAGCAUUAUGGCUUUAUCUGUCAGACGAAGUAUGAGAGAGAAAUCCAUGACCGAAGGAAAGGGUAUGUGUAACCAAAAGAUUCUACUUUACCUUCAAA
This is a messenger RNA of Aspergillus pseudotamarii, 364 nucleotides long. RefSeq lists its product as uncharacterized. NCBI's taxonomy places the organism in Eukaryota, Fungi, Ascomycota, Eurotiomycetes, Eurotiales, Aspergillaceae. The transcript has a single exon. The record is from RefSeq and is a predicted model, not a curated record. Bases 147 to 338 code for a protein of 63 amino acids.